Molecule: messenger RNA, 1442 nt
Organism: Fopius arisanus
Lineage: Eukaryota; Metazoa; Arthropoda; Insecta; Hymenoptera; Braconidae
Exons: 4
Coding region: 75-572 (165 amino acids)
Biological process (GO): tRNA splicing, via endonucleolytic cleavage and ligation
Molecular function (GO): nucleic acid binding
Source: RefSeq, a predicted model, not a curated record
UUUUUGUCUAACUCGUGGUUCGGUUUUCGUUUUGUUUACGUGUACGAAGUCGUGAGGCUUCUCAGUCCAAGAAAAUGUACGACGUUUGUCAUCCCAGUUAUUAUGCGAUUUGCGAAUUGGGUUGCAAGGACGACGUGAAGAUCACAACAGCGUUUCACGUUUAUAUUGAAUUGUGCGAGGAACAAAAACUUUGGGAAAUUGAGUACAAAUAUGAGUCCUCCCUGGAUUUAAUUUACAUCGAGGCUAAGAAAAAUAAAGAUUCCCAGAAAGAGACUUACGUACCAUGGGCACUUAAACAUAACAUAAAGCUCCAGGAUAUCGAGAACAUCCAAAAACAACUGAGCAUCGAACGUUUUACACUGGUUUCAAAAAAUGGCGACGGCACGAGUAUGUUCUACACCAUAAAUUCAGGUUUGACGAAACCCCUGGCCCCACAGGAGCACAACGAAAUUCGUUUAUCAUGCAAGAGAAGGAACGAAUUGGGCAAAGAAUUACGAAUAAAUAGUCACAAUCUGUACGAAAUGGCGAAACUCGGAGCAGAUGAUGAACAGGAUCAAGCACCCACCGAUUAGAAUUUCCCAAUUAAUGAAGAAAACAUUAAGAAAAGCGAACAUCAGUCUGUUUCAUCACUACCAUUAAUAUUUUUCAUAUUUUCUCAUCUCACUUCAUCUUACAAAUUCAUUAUAAUCGAUUACUUCAAAAAAAUGUUAUCUUACAAUCUGUUAGUAUUCGCUUUUGUAUAUUAUGAUUUACAGCACGUGUGUAUACCUAUGUAUAAUUGUUAAUUAAAAUAGUACACAAUUGAUAAGUGGACAGAAUCAACGAAUGAAUCAGUUCGUUAAAGAACGAAAAAGAGAAGGAAUUAAUCAUUACACGAAGACUCAUCAAUUGAUUCUCGUGAGGUAGACGAUGACUGGGCGUAUCAGACAGUUGAUAAAAAAUGUUGCAUCUACUCCCACUAACGAGUAAAGUUUCAUAUCAAAGUCAAAAAAUAGCGUGAGACAUUAUGAUAAAUUACCCUGAUUAAUUGAUAUUUCUGAUACCAUCGCCAUUACUGUACGCCACUGAUAAAUAGACCUCACGAAUUCAGAUAAACAGUUCCAAUGAUUUUAUCGAAAAUAGGCCGGACAUCCGGUUUCUCAUUGUUUACGUACGAAAAGAGAGGAUGAAUAGCUACACGUAAUGAUCUGCCUGACGUCAAUAGAAAUCCAGAGCGCGUAGGAAAAAAUUCACAUAUUCUACAAAAAAAAUAGUUCAAAAAGACAUUCUAGUUUCCUCCUUUUGUGUAAAGCUGCUAAGGCCACUUGGAGUAUAAGACGAUUACACGAAAAAGAAGAAAUAAAAAAUAAGCGAAUCCUCACAAUUUCAUAUUAGCCUCGUUUAGCACCGACAAUGUAUUAAGUCACAAUGUACAAAAACAGAAUCCCCUAAUGGAAAAAAAA